Molecule: messenger RNA, 877 nt
Organism: Trichogramma pretiosum
Lineage: Eukaryota; Metazoa; Arthropoda; Insecta; Hymenoptera; Trichogrammatidae
Product: tryptase delta-like
Exons: 4
Coding region: 11-841 (276 amino acids)
Biological process (GO): proteolysis
Molecular function (GO): serine-type endopeptidase activity
Source: RefSeq, a predicted model, not a curated record
UAUUGACAAAAUGUUACAAAUAUCGCUCAUAGGCGUACUAUUAUUCGUAUUAUGUAAGCAGAAUGACUUACUCGCCUCGGCCACGCCGUUGGAGGGCCAAGGUAGCCAUCCCGUCGCCGGCCACAAGUAUCCGUUCGUCGUGUCCCUGCGAAUCCGAGUUCCCGGAGAUCCGGAGGGUCAGCACUUUUGCAGCGGCUCGCUCAUCACCAAGCAGCACGUGCUCACCUGCGCCCAUUGUCUCAACGACGAGCCGGAUCUGCCGGGCCUGAUGGUGCCCAUGAAGGUCCAAGUGAACUUUCAGAUACCGGCCUCGGUCAUGGGACACAUCAUGCUGGUCGAGCACUGGAUCACCUACGACCAGUGGGCCAAGCAACACGGAGUGCCGCUGCAGUUUGGCGACAACGACAUCGCUAUUCUGAAGCUUUGGGGCCAGGUGGAUCACUUCUCUCCGGCGGCGAUGUCGCUGAUACCCGACGGCUACUCGGGCCACGUCAGAGCCAUCGGCUGGUGGUACACCAAUCAGGGCUUGACCGUCAACGACUUGAUGGUCGCCGAUCUGAAGGUCAUUCCGCUAGAGGAGUGUCACGCCAAUUACCGCACGUCGACCAACGAGGUACUGCUGAUGCGACACAAUAUCCUGUGCACCAAGUCGGACGACGCAGCCACCUUGGAAUGCGGCGACAGUGGCAGUCCCUUGCUGGACGAGUAUAACUCGGUCGUCGGCGUGGCCGAUUCGUUCUGUCUCGGCAGGAAUCAGCAAAAUCGCCUCGAGUCGAUCAUGUUCAACAUGAACCUCAAGUUCUACAAAGGCUUCAUAUACCACGUCACUCACGGCCAUUAAAUUUCAUCAUUAGUGCAUAUUAAUUAUAGACUUAAA